Molecule: messenger RNA, 1671 nt
Organism: Syngnathus acus (greater pipefish)
Lineage: Eukaryota; Metazoa; Chordata; Actinopteri; Syngnathiformes; Syngnathidae
Gene: ubl3a
Product: ubiquitin-like 3a
Exons: 5
Coding region: 619-972 (117 amino acids)
Molecular function (GO): protein binding
Source: RefSeq, a predicted model, not a curated record
CAAGCUAACUCGUCAAUCAAGUAUUGCUGUGGGUCGGUCCGGGCAGGCGGUGACGUCGUCGCUCAGUCCGUGACGACGCCGACGAGCGAGCCCGUCAAACGCCGAACACCUUAUUUGUUUGCUUUUCACGUUCUUUUUGUCAUCUUUUUCUCCAAUCCUCACACGUCGUUCGACUUUUUCAUCGGCGAGCGAGCGAUUGAAAGAAUGCGCGUAAGCUGGUUCCUCUUCCGCAUGGCGUAGCUUUCUCCUUUUUCUCCCUCCGUCGUUUUCUUGCUUCUUGCGGCGGAACCGUGUUUGAGUUUCGGGGUUCCACCACCAGGACGACGGCGGCGGAAUCCGAAGAAGGUUGCCUCCAGAGCGGACCCGGUGGUAGACACAGACAUGUCGAGGCUUGCCUUUCGAGCUAGUUAGCAGACAUGUCGGCGCAGUAGAGGACUGAUCUGGACGGACCGAGUGUGACUCGGGUGCUGGUCCUGCCUGAGAGUCGGACAACCGAAGAUUUGCAGCCUCCCCCCCCUUCCGACCGUCAUAACUGAAAAUAAAAACAUUCACUGGCGGACAUUGUCUGACAGUGGCAGCUACCUGAAGUUGGAUCACUGGGUUUGAACGAACCGCAAGAUGACGUCCAGCACGCCAGAAGAUAUGAUUAACCUGCGACUGAUCCUGGUCAGCGGCAAGACCAAAGAAUUCCUCUUCUCUCCUGACGACUCCGCCGCCGACAUCGCCAAACAUGUUUAUGACAACUGGCCAAUGGACUGGGAGCAAGAGCAAGUCAGCAGUCCCAACAUCCUCAGGCUCAUCUACCAGGGACGCUUCCUGCACGGCAACGUCACGCUAGGAGGACUGAAGCUUCCCGUGGGCAGGACCACCGUCAUGCACUUGGUGGCCCGAGAGACGCUGCCCGAGCCCAACUCGCAAGGUCAGAGGAACCGUGAGAAGAGCGGGGAGCGCAACUGCUGUGUCAUCCUGUGAACGCGUCCCUCAAACAUCUCCAACCUCCCAUGACAACAAUCGAUCCACAUUGGACCACUCGGCUGGAUUGACAUCUUGAUUUUAAUUUGUUCCCUCCUUUUCUCAACACUGUAAGCCUCCACACACACGCAAACACAGUUUAUAACCGGCUGUGAGCUGGUUGCCAUGGUAACCCUGCCUUGUUUUUCUCUUGGCAUUCAAACAAGUGCGCUAUUAGUACAAUACACACACACACACAUGCUUGCCGGUAGCCAUCAUGUUGCCAAAAGAAAAAGCGGACGAGCCGCUCCGCAGCAGUGUUGCCCGCACAGAAACAGUUUGUUCUUUUCUCGGCGUGUUCAAGUGAUCAGCAAUUAUUGACGACGUCCAUUUUGCACAACAGGAGCAUGUGCUACUCGUGCGCAUUCAUUAACAAACGUGCGCGCGUCAGUACGAGUCUAUGAUUCUAAGUGUAUGUAUGCUAUUUGUAUGGAAGACUCGCUAUGUCACUACGUGUACAGUGUGUACGAAUUUGCUUCUGGCCUCAGCAUGAUUAACAGAUUAGUUUUGAUAUGCGCUAAUCGUUUUGUUUGGUUGUUGUUUUUUUGUCGCCGUUAAUCGACGUUUAUUGCAAUCAAACGUGUACAGGAAAUCAAUAUUUUCAGUUGUAAAUAGCUACGCACACAUCUGUAAACUCAAUAAAGCUUAUUGAAGUGUCAA